Beauveria bassiana ARSEF 2860 is the source of this 867-nucleotide messenger RNA. RefSeq names its product G-protein coupled receptor. The transcript is spliced from 5 exons. The record is from RefSeq and is a predicted model, not a curated record. Gene Ontology annotation, biological process: adenylate cyclase-activating G protein-coupled receptor signaling pathway. NCBI's taxonomy places the organism in Eukaryota, Fungi, Ascomycota, Sordariomycetes, Hypocreales, Cordycipitaceae. Gene Ontology annotation, molecular function: G protein-coupled receptor activity. Gene Ontology annotation, cellular component: plasma membrane. Bases 1 to 867 code for a protein of 288 amino acids.
AUGGAUCAUAAUCCGGCCAUGGAUGCGAUUGUCAACGAUGGCUCUGAUCUGUCGGCGGACCAGAUUGCCACGCUGGUGGCCAUUGAGCGCACCGGCGCCAGCCUGUCCAUGAUUGCCAUUGCGCUGAUUGCGGCCUCGUACCUCGUCUAUCCGAAACUGCGAACGACGCCCAACACGUUUCUUCUCUUCGCCUCCAUUGCCAAUGUGGGCGCUAGCAUCGCAUCGAUGAUUGGGUACGAUGGACUGUUGCAGGGUGAAGAGUCGUCGUUGUGCCAGGGUCAAGCCUUUAUAUUCGAGUGGUUCAUGCAAGCCGAUCCAUGGUGGUCCUGCGCCAUGGCAUGCAACGUGUUCCUCGUCUUCUUCUGCAACGUCGAUCCGGCAAUGUUUACACGCUACAUCUGGGCUUACUGUGUGGUCUGCUUUGGGGGACCUCUGAUUCCGGCAAUCACCUUGAUUUCGAUCAAUGAUCGAUCUCGCGGACCAGUGUUUGGAGAUGCAACUACAACCGACGUCGAUGACUCGGCCGAAGAAUCGCCCACUCAUGUUGCUACCGUCUCAUCGUCCGCCGCACAUGUUAUCGAGACGACGCAUACAUUGCACACAAUGGAUUCGAUUGCGCGCACUUCCGUGUCAGCUGCUCAGAGGUCCAACAAGACUAGUUUCUCGCAGCAAAUCACCAGGCUCAAGGAAACGGCGACAUCGCGUCUGAGGCGACUUGACCCUGUCAAGAUGGCAUACCUUCGCACCAGCUUCAUAUUUGGGUUUACAGUGCUGGUGACUUGGAUACCCAGCUCAGUGAACAGGGUGUACAGCAUUGCCAACGAUGGCCACAUCAACUUUACGCUGAGCGCAUUGGAAUACCGUUAG